This is a messenger RNA of Cuscuta epithymum, 935 nucleotides long. NCBI's taxonomy places the organism in Eukaryota, Viridiplantae, Streptophyta, Magnoliopsida, Solanales, Convolvulaceae. The record is from the annotation of a GenBank genome assembly.
CAAACUCAAACUGGUCAAUGGUUGGCUUGUAUGAGCUGUUCACAAACGAAUAUACGGAGUAAAAGGCAAACGCAAACUAAUCACUGCAAACAAAUAGCCCUUUGAAAAAAGCAGAGAACCAUAAUCACUGCUAACACCCUUUUCCUCUCUCUUUCUUUCCUCAACCAAAAAAAGUCAAAGAAAAAAUAUUCAAGAACUUGUCGUGCCUUUAAUUAUGGAAAAUUUCAGAUCCAAAUCAACAAGAGACGGGAGACUUCAAAUGGAGAUCUACAACGACGGCGGAGGGAGUUCCGGCGGCGGGCCACCAAACAUGAAAGACAUCAGAAGUUACAGCACUUCUUACGCAUAUACUUCAUCUUCAUCAUCAGAUACUGGAUACAAUAAAGAAGAGAAGAUGAAGAAAAGCAAGAGCAGAGUUUCUGCCAUGGGCAGUUUUGGGUCAAAGAGUGGGAGCUGGAAAAGCUUGAAUGACCCAGAGUUGCAGAGGAAGAAGAGGGUGGUGGGGUAUAAGGUAUAUUCCGUCGAGGGGAAGAUGAAAGGCUCUCUCCGGAAGAGUUUCCGGUGGAUCAAAAACACUUGCACCCAAGUCGUCUAUGGUAAUUGGUGGUGAUCAAUUUCAUCCUUUAUAUAUAAAUAUAGUUCUUUUUUCCCUUUUUCUCCUGGAUAUGAAUAUGCAGUUGUUAUGGAUCAUAAAGAUCUACCAGUUCUUCAAAUCUUGUUGUAUUUGAGUAUAUAUCGAUCUAUAUGUAUCAAAAUGUUGUGAAAAAUUGGAUCUUUUCCACUUAGAGAAAUCAUCAUCAAUUUCUUUGAGCCUCUUUAGUUUUGAUAGAUCAUAGAUGCUGUUCCUGCCUUGCUCAUAUUUGGAAGUGAAAGAUGAUCUGAUUUCAUGUAUAAAAACUACUGUAUCUGAAAAGACCUUUCUUUUUAAUGCCCAG